This is a messenger RNA of Laccaria bicolor S238N-H82, 579 nucleotides long. RefSeq lists its product as uncharacterized. The transcript has a single exon. Bases 1 to 579 code for a protein of 192 amino acids. The record is from RefSeq and is a predicted model, not a curated record. NCBI's taxonomy places the organism in Eukaryota, Fungi, Basidiomycota, Agaricomycetes, Agaricales, Hydnangiaceae.
AUGACUUCGAAGAGCAGAGAGUCGAGAACGAGGUUACCUUACCCUGCGGGAGAUUAUUCUUUUCCGCCAGACACAUUCUCUCCUAGUAAUUCUCCACCUUCGUCGAUUAGUUCCGCUAUGAGGCCAUUGUCUACGGCCAUUUCGGGGCUACCCCUCCAUGCAUCCUCAGGAGUGGGCACACUACCGGGUGCUUCGUACUCCACCACAUCACUCUCCUCACUGGCUUCGGGUGCGGGCAGGCCGCCGUCCCCGCCUGCUCAACCCAAGUUCGCUCCUGCGUCUGCUUUGGUCAACCGAACGGCCAGCCCAACGCCCGCACCAGCAAAAGGACGAGGAACACAACAAGGUUUGCCGCCACCCCCAAAAUCGGCUGUUGGUAAACGACAAACGAGUGUAAGCCCCACGCCGAGGAAACAGUACACCGUUGCGCUUGGAGGACCGAUAACUGCGCCGCCUGACGAGGCUGAGUUUUCCUCGAACGCUGCUUCUUUGUUUUUUGCCACUGCCGCCAAUACCGCCGCCAAUACCAAUGCGAAUAUUAAUACCCAUACAGAUCCACCUGCUACGCCCAUUUGCUGA